This is a messenger RNA of Triticum turgidum subsp. durum (durum wheat), 720 nucleotides long. NCBI's taxonomy places the organism in Eukaryota, Viridiplantae, Streptophyta, Magnoliopsida, Poales, Poaceae. The record is from the annotation of a GenBank genome assembly.
AUGCUAAUAAAGCUUGAACUCAUUUCACUAGGAAGUUUUGAAAAUUGGAUUUACCCAGCUGAACAAGAGUCUUCCCUGGUUGGAGACUUGUUGCCACCGGAUACUCAUAUGCUCCCUCUAUUGCAAGUGCUGAUUAUUAGAGAUUGCCCGAAACUCUUGGGGUUUCCUUUCUCAAACCACAUUGUUUCCCUAAAUUGGUUUCCCAAACUACAAGAGCUUCAGGUACUAGACUGUCCAGAAUUAUCGUCAGUAAUUCCCAUCUCCUGGAUUGAAAAUCUGUGUUCUGUCAGGAUGAAAUGUGUAAAGCUACUGGAGAAGUUUGCAUACUCAAAAUCAUUCAAUGAAGCAAAAUUGGAAAUUAUUGGAAAGGGUGAUCUGCACAGCUUAGAGCAAGUGUUAGUUUCUGAUAAAGAAACGGGUAUAGAGACGCUGACACUGGACAAGUGCCCACCUCUGGAGUUGAAGCACCUUUUGAUGCUAACCUCGCUGAGGAGAUUGAUUGUACAAAAUUCAGUUGUUCUAGUUGGACCACUAGGAGGAGGUCAGACUGAUUUGGAAUGGCAGCUCCCUGUUGAGUAUAUCGGGAUCAAUGAAUCCAAAACAUUAACGUGCGCAUCAAUGGUGCCUCCUCGCGCGUUCGCAUGUACGACAAAAAGUUACAUCCAUCAGGCACCCAUCGCUCGUCCCCGUCUUUACUAUGUCAAAGUAAAAAGAAACUAG